AUGCAGCUCUCUUACUCUAGAGUCAUAAAAAGGUGUCAAUCAUCUUUUGUUCCUAGGAUGGUAUUUCCCGAUUUCAAUAUUCCAACAACGGACUUCAAAGGCCAUCAAAUGAAGGCUAUUCAAAGGUCCCAAAAUCUUUUACCUCAGCUUAAUUUAUUAGUGGAACUAAGGGACAGCAGAGCUCCUAUCGCAACACGAAACCUCAUUUUUGAUUAUUUGUCAAUGGAAAAGAAGGUAGAAAGGCUAGUAGUUUAUACGAAAACUGACCAGUAUGAUCCUGUUAUCAAGGACUCUUUAGAUAAAUGGCACAAGGAGGUUGGUGAAGAUUACAUUAUGAUCGAUGCCCGAAGUAAGAAGGGCAGUGAAGACUUACUUCAUAUAUUGAAGUGGAAAUAUGAUCAAUUUAUAAUAAAGGAAGACCCCGCUAAAAAGGCUGUGGGGUUGCCAUUAGGGUAUAGAAUUCUAAUAGGUGGUAUGCCAAAUGUCGGAAAAUCGACCUUAGUCAAUAGUCUGCGGUUUACAGGGUAUAAUAAGCUAACUUCUCUAGAUGGGAGCAAGCCUAAAAAGGUUGCAAAAACUGGUGGACAAGCUGGUGUCACAAGAAGCACCAGUGAAUGCAUUCGUAUUAGCGAUCAUAAAGGGGGGAUAUUCCUCUAUGAUACACCAGGUAUAUCUCUUCCCGGGAAGGCAAUGAGUAAGCAAAGAAUGCUUUCUUUGAGUUUGUGUGGCUGCGUAAAAAGUAAUCUCGUCGACCCCGUUAUACAAGCUGAUUAUUUGUUGUAUCUUUUGAAUUUACAAGGAAAAUUCCAAAUGUACUCUCGUUAUACUAAUCGACCAACAAACAAUAUCGACGUGUUAUUAAAUGGAAUACGAAGGAAGGUGGGGAUGACAAAUGAAAAUGCGGCUGCUAUAUACUGGACGGAUGCAUGGAGACAGGGAAGAAUCCUUAAAUCAGGUUUUAAGUCUGGCUCUAAGAAAACCAAUGGCUCUCUUUCGGCUCUUUUCGAAUUAGAGCCCCUUCUAGACACCUUCCAAUACAAAAAAACGAUGGAAGAAGAAUUAGAAAUACUGAAAGGCUGGGACAUACUCUCUCGACCAAAUUUUAACAAAAAGGAAAAGCAUCUAUCCAAGGCCAACAAGCUAUUUUAG
Molecule: messenger RNA, 1149 nt
Organism: Kluyveromyces marxianus DMKU3-1042
Lineage: Eukaryota; Fungi; Ascomycota; Saccharomycetes; Saccharomycetales; Saccharomycetaceae
Gene: MTG1
Product: putative GTPase MTG1
Exons: 1
Coding region: 1-1149 (382 amino acids)
Cellular component (GO): mitochondrion
Molecular function (GO): GTP binding; GTPase activity
Source: RefSeq, a predicted model, not a curated record